Messenger RNA from Aspergillus alliaceus, 6663 nucleotides. RefSeq lists its product as uncharacterized. The record is from RefSeq and is a predicted model, not a curated record. NCBI's taxonomy places the organism in Eukaryota, Fungi, Ascomycota, Eurotiomycetes, Eurotiales, Aspergillaceae. Bases 570 to 6572 code for a protein of 2000 amino acids. The transcript has 3 exons.
GUUCUCUACUCUUCUUGCUUUUGAAAUUGUAUUAGAGAGAUAAUGCACAAACCUUAUCUGUUACCUCAACCAAUCCGAUUACUUUACUGGAUCACUUGACAAAGAUCGCACAUGUUUCCAAGGGGGAACCCGAGCCCUGUGAUGUCAUCGACAUCAGUACUUCAACACUACGGACCAUGACGCAUCGAACCAAAAUAUUUAAAGGGAAGAAUGACUGCUAUGACUUCCUAUGACACCACGACUACGCUGAUUUCAUGUGGUUCUCCUUGAACCCUUGCCCUUUCCCCCCAACAUCCGACAAUCAUUAUCGAGCUCUCGAUCUAUUAACUUCUGUGAACCACGGUCGCCGAUGAAUUUGAGAAUCUAUGAUGAGCGCUGGAAUCCAUUCCUGGGGGAAUCUAACUCAUGAUGUCAGGAUUGCAUGGAGUCCCGGAGAUGAGGUGCCUACCCUUAACAAGGGACUGCCGCGGACUGUAUCGCAUCUCAUAUAACCACCCUUAAUCUGCACAUGGGAGUAUAAUAAAAUUCCAAUUAAUGCACUUUAUAUCUGAGUAACCCGAUUGUACAGCAUGUCUUCUUCAAAGGUGAUGGAGAGCAGUGCUGUCAAUGGGGACUCUAACUCGUUGCCGCUCCUCCGGGAGACACUGGAGUCUGUCUCCAAGGAGUGUCCGACGCGGUUAGGGAUGUCUCCAAAUGAGAUUCGCACUAAAUCUCCAACUAUGGAUAUAUUUUUCGAUGCCAUUGCCGCAGAACGACUACGGCGUAUGCCUCCAGAUGGUAGUAGGUUAGAUGGGGCCCUACGCCGAGCAUCUCGCCUAGCCUUUGCGGUAGCCUCGCUAAGAGACUCCGUGGUCGGCUUUAUGGACGGGGCAGACGAGGGAGCUAUGAUGAUCUGGGGUGCUAUUCUGUUACAACUCGAACUGGGCAUUGAGCGCGUCGACAUUAUCGAUGGCCUGUUUGGACAGUAUGGCAGAGUGACAAUGGGAAUUUCAUUGCUUCUUCAACUAGAAAAUUACUUUCAAACCUACCGAGCCCUCCAGCAAGAGGUAACUGAGAUCUUUGCCCACGUGCUGCAACUUGUCAUGCAUGUUACCAUGGAAUAUCGCGAAGGAGAGCGAGCCCAGCAGUGGCAAACCAUGGGCGAAGCCGUGAAUCAUUCCUUCUUCUGUUAUUUCAAUCGAUUUACUACCCACUGGCGGAGAAUGUCCCAGGUCGCUUUGGCUACCGGGGCCCCAAAACAACAAAGUCCCGUGGAUCUUGCCGCUAUCUAUCAAUUCCUUGAAUUGCAAGAUCGUCCCCUGCAUAUGUUACUAGAAGGCCACAACCACUCGUUGGCGGAUGGUUCAUUUGCAUGGUUUGACCCGCAUUUGACUACGUUUACCCUCAGUCGGCGCAAUAUGAUGCUAGUCACAGGUAACCCCGGCUCAGGAAAGAGUGCGCUGGCUCAGUGGACCAUGGAAAAGCUACAGUCGUCUGAAUUUGACCUUUGGAACGUUAUUCCCAUCUCGGUCAGAUCUGAUGUGCCUAUUACGACGUUGCCGUUGAGCAUCCUCAAAGGUAUCUUGAGCCAAAUUCUCGACCACGCCGUGACUAGUCGCAAGACCCAUGAGUCCAUCCUCUCCGCAGUCACGAAGGCUCUAGAGCUUGCAACUACAGGAGCGCCAGACCCGCAAGUUGAGGAACACUUAUGGACUGCUAUUCGGAUAGCAUUACAGUCUAAUAUGCACUAUCUGCUAGUGAUCGACGGUAUUGACCAGAUAAAGCAUUCGGAGAUUACUGUCGGCACCUUCCUUCAACGCCUUCAGGAUGCUGUCUCUGAACGUAAUACACCAUCCAAGCUUAUCAUCUUCAGUCGACCCCUCGCUGCUUCGCAGAUGCCUCUCCGGGAGAGCACUACAACUCACCAGAUUGCGAUGACAGCUCCAUUGACACAGCAUGACCUCCAUGCAACACUAGGUGAUAUGAUGGCAGCCGAUGCAGCAUUCUCUGGUCUGGAUGUAUACCAGCGGGAUGCUUUAGCAACUGCUAUUGCCCCCCGGGCUCAAGGCUGCUUCGUGUGGGCCCAGCUCACAAUUGGGGCCAUCCGAAACCUAUCAACGAUUCAUGAGAUGCAAUCUGCGGUGAAAGCCGCCCCCCAUACCUUGGGAGACGUGAUUGAUCGACAUCUGCAUAGUAUUGAACUCAACCGAGUGGGGACUCAAAGCCUCCUCGCCUGGCUAAUCGCCUCAGAACGUCCUUUGCGCAUCCAGGAAGUUGAACAGCUGUUAGCAGUGGACCUCAAGACUCUGAAGGUCGCAUCUCGUCCCUCCAAUACCGAGCGUGAAGUUUUCCAUCCUCUAUCUCGACUGAUCUCUGUCCGUGAUGGAUUCGUCGCCUUCCGGCAUCAUCUGAUUCGGGAACAUAUCCAGGCUCGGGCACUGAUGGGCCAAGAAGUACCCUUUACAUUGUCUGAGGCACAUUAUGAUCUGUUAAUUCGCUCCCUGGCUUGGGUUCGCAGAUCACUCACAGGCGAAACUGCUGUUUCCUGGGAUAAGCUCCGCGUCACCGCUCGUGACCGAUACUUGGACGCAUAUACCUUGCUGGAGUAUACGGCUCGCUACUGGCUUUCCCACAUGCUAGCAUCUCCAAUAGCUAGCUCCAAGCGUGACGAGCUUACGUUUACACAGCCCUUCCGCCGAGCUAUGCCGGAAUCAGUAUUGUUUGCUCAGCUGGAGCUGACGAACCGGGAGUCUCAAUUCUCUCGGUCCAGCAUAGUGGAUCUAUAUCGUCUAGCAGUUACAGUGCGCCGCAUUGUACUGGGCGGCGACUCCCCCGCUUUGCUGCAAAGUCUGAUUUUAAGUGCACGUGCAGCAGACCUAGCUAAGUCUUCCUGGGCCAAUGAUCAUCUGUAUGAUGCUUGGAUGCGCAGCCGGGCGCAACUUGGUCCAUCGGAUUCUAUCACCCGCAAUCUGGAGCAACUCCUUGUGGUAACCCCUGAGGGCCGUGGUAAAGCGAACCAGGCAGUAGGCUUCAAGACCGACGCGCUGCGUGAUAUGACACUGGCUGGGUGGGAUUCGUCCGAUAUCGGCUUUGCUCAACGUCUGCAAUACCUUGACCGUCUGGUUAAAACCUACAAAAACAACAAUCAAGAUGAUACUGCGUACGACACCUCAAAGCAGUUCUAUCGCCAGACAGUCAUGACCUAUGGACCCCACUCCUCCGAGUCUAUGCAGGCGGCCGAUUUCCUUACUCAGAAUUUCAACAUAGCGCCCCCUGAUGAGAUGGCGCUAGAGAUUGCACGCAAUAAGUAUGAGACCAUGAUGCGCUCCAUGGAUGCCACGGACCCACGCCGCGUUGCCUACUCGCUACGCUUGGCCCAGAUGUACGAAGAUAGCAAGCAGCCUGCCAGGGCUGAAGCCGUCUUGACUAAACUCUGGUCUGGCCUUUCAGCGCGCAAUAUCGACACGAGUUCUGCAUGGGACCAGAAGACAAAGGUUGCUUUCUACUACUCACAGUUCCUGCGCCGUCAGCGACGCCCUGAUGAAGCAACUGCUAUUCUUCGCCAGCUGUCGGCGGACUUGGAGGCAGACGGCGGCGUGAGGUCUCCAGAGAUGGCCUCCCGAGCAGACGAAUUGCGUGUUGAAGCCCGCGAAAUGGGCUUGGACGAUAUGGAUCGCGCGUUGUCCCUCCAAAUCUGGAAAUAUUACUACGAUAGUGGCCAACAAUACUCACCGGAGGCCAUUACUUUAGCCGAGUCACUAGUCAGGGGAUCGCUCCCAGCUCAGGGUAAUGUGGAGAGUAUGGGAGCUCUAUCCCCUGAAGAGAGUAAGCUUCUUCCCGGCUUAAUCGAUUCUAUCGCGUCUUCGGGCGCCGGGAAGCGGACCCUUCCGCUCUUGACACUCUGCCACCAGCUCACAACGCAACACAUUCGUGACGAGGAGUGGCGUGAGGGCAGCGAUACCGCGUGGGCAGUAUUGAAGCAUGCAUGGCCCACAGUGGAGGAUCCCCAGUCCAAGGCCAAGUUCGCUUCAAGCGAGGCUCCUAUUUUGGCUAACCUAGCAUUGGAUCAUGCGUAUUGUUUGUUCCGUCGUCUGGACAUACAGACUGCUUCCAUUGUAUACGGUAACGCUUUCAAAGCGUCUAUCACCGCGGACCAGGUGGCUGUACCUUCAGUUACCGCUGUGGUGAAGACCGUGGUUGAGUUUUACGAGACUACCUUCCAGUUCCAAAAGGCUCUGGUGCUCCUCCACCAAGUCAGUGAUUUCUUUGGAUCUCGGCUAGGUGACCACGACAAGCAUACUAUCGACACCCGGUACUAUGAAGGAGACUUGGCCUUGCGUUUGGACAAGCAGGGCGAAGCUGAGGACAGCUACCGUCAUAUUUACAGGGCCUGUCUCCGCGAUGGCAAGGUCAGUUCCUCCGGGGUGAGGGCUGCGGUGGCCCUAGUCAACAUCUACGUGCAAAACAAAGAAUGGGAUUCUGCAUUGGAAGUUUACCGGCAUCUGUGGCCCACGCUUGUGCGAUUUGAUGAAAAGGAUGGCUAUGACCGUGCUUUGCUUGAGGGCCUGCUACCUAAGACGUACACUGGCUAUAUGGAACUUUUGAGCAACAGUGCCGCGAAUGGAAGCUAUGCAGAGCGGUACAAGGUUGCCUCCCAGCAUCAGCAGUUGUGCCGCAAGCUAUAUGGGCCCACAGACGCACGAACGCGCGAUGCGACCCUCACUCUCGCUGCUCUUUGUGCGGAUUCUGAUCAACAUGCCGGGGAAGCUCUUAAUAAUUACCACCAGGUCUUAAACACUCACGACUGGGUGUCGGCCUCGGAAAGUUCGCGUGCUUUGCCCGAUAUGUCUGAGCCUCUCCCUAUUAGCAUUAAGCACCAAAUGGCGCAGCUGUAUCUCCGCCAGAAGGACACUUCGGAACCUGCACGCUCCCUGUAUGCUGAAGAGCUAGCAUUGGCCAAGCAGCAACAAGGUCUCUCCGCUCCAACCACACUGUUUUGGUUGCGUGAGAUUGCCCGGAUGCAUGCGGUCCAAGAGUCCCCUGAAGCUCGUCGUAAGGGCGCAGCUUUACUUGAUGACCACGUUGAUGAAGUGGUACACGUUACUGCCAAUCAUGAGGCGUUGGUUGACCGCGCCCACGCAUUAGCCCAGAUCUAUCUAGACUUGGGCUAUAUUGACGAAGGCAACCGGCUCAUUGACGGCCUACAUCAGCGUGUAAUCAAUGAGACACCUGCUGCUCAGCGGCAAUCUCUCAAUGAGUAUCGUCCAGCUGUCUUUGUUGCUGCCUUUGAGGAAGCCUUCGGUAAGCAACGCUCGUCUAGGCAGAUUCUUGACGAUCUGUCCCGCGAAGGCCAAGUCUACAAUGCCUUCCAGCGGAGCUUGUCCAGUCAUGACCUCAUGCCAACGUUGGCUGCUGGUGAGAAACUUCAUAGGCUUCAAACCAACCAGAAGCGCCACAGCUCUGCCCAGGAUACUGAGGGAAAGCUUUACGAUUAUUUCUGCAACAACCUGUCUAUCGCACAGCCGCUGCGGCAGAAGGACUCUGUGAAGCAGUUCUAUGGUGUCUGCAGGCGCGAAUCACUCCAGGAUGACUAUAAUAUCAAUAUAAUCACCUCUACCACCAGGAUGGUGAAAGGUCUUUGCGACCGCUCGCAAUUUCAGGACGCAGCAGAUGUAACUGGGGUCUUCCAUUCUUUCGCGCAUCUGACCGAUGGACUACGUACACCGGAAAGCAUCUUCACUGCUAUCAAGCUCUGUUCGUACUUGAACGGAUACCAGACACAGAAGUGCAUAGAUGAGACGACUCAAAGACACAUGAAACUGGAGUCCCAGAUGCUGCUAGAAGAGAUCAUGACUAAGACCAAGGAGCUUCCAUUAGAGUUCACUGAGCUUCCUUUCGAAGAGUUGAACGACCUUGUCACUGUUCUAGGUGAACAUGAAAUGUUUGAAGACCUGGAGUCCAUUCUUACCGAUCUUUGGACCUCGCGAAUCGUCCAAAAGACUUGGUCGCUCCCGGCUGUUGUGUGGAUUGGGCGCCGACUGGUUGAGACUCGGUUCUGCCGUGGUCGCGUUUCAUCCGCCACACAACUUGGCAAAGACAUCUGCUAUAACCUGCGCCAGGUUUGGGGCAAUUGUGAUCCUGUCACUUUGGAGAUGACCAAGCUGCUGUCCGGUCUGUACACAGCCUCGGGUAACCACUUGGCAGCUUCCGCCUUGCACGAGACUGCACUCGCAGAGCUUCUCAACAGUGACUCGGACCACCAAGAAGGUGCCGUCGAGGCCGUCACGCAACAUCUGGAGCUGCUUCAACAUGCCCAGGCCCGGCUUGCCAAGGAGGGUCAAGGCGCUGCUAUCGAUGCGACGGCCGCACAAGAGCGAGUGCACCAGAUCGCCACCAAGUUCGGACUGUCGACAGAGCAGCUCGAAGCGGUGGCUGACGCCGAUGAGUCCUUGGGCAUAUGGCAGCGGCCCCGUCGGUUCAGCUUGGAUGUUGAGGAUCUGGCGAAGCAUCAAAACCACCUGAGGCAGUCCAGUGGAUCGGCGUUGCUGAAUGGCAAUGCGGGAGCCAAACGUAUUUCGAUAACUGCUUUGUGAUUUAACGUUGUUAGGUUGUUUGUGCUCUUCUGUAUAUUGCUGAUUACUGUAAAUUAAUUUCCUCUAAUAAUAUGUACCAGUUUAAUGGAAU